UAUUUAAACCGGCGAUGUCAAAAUAUAAACGUCACUUUUGUUAUAAAUUGAAUUGUUUUGCUAUUGGACAAUAAAAAAGUGGUAUUAAUUCAAUAUUAAAUAUAACACUAAAGUUAAAUCUAAAUAUGAAUAAACUUUAACUAGCUAAAGAGUGGAACUAAACUUAAUUUGCCCAUAAAUAACUGUUUUCCAUAUAGAAGCGAAAAAUAUUUAAUUGCAAUUAAUAAUGGAGAAAACAUAUCCGUUCUAUGACUUAUGCAUACCAUAUCAAAAAGACGAGAAGGCGCUGAGAGAAAUAAUUAAAGAGGCAAUCAGUUUGGGUUACAAAACUAUUGCUAUUGAACAAGUGUUUGAUCACAGCAGACGCGAUGCUACCAAGCGUGUUCCUGACAUAUUUCCGCCACCUGUCACAUUGAAAUCGUUGGAAGAUGAGUUUAAAAAUCAACUAAAAAUUUUACAAAGGUUAACAAUAUUAUAUGUUGAUGUUAGUGUAGCGCAUGCCAUGACGAACUCACUUAACUUAAAGAAAUACGAUCUAGUGGCCGGUCAACCAAAAACGGAUGCUGCUCUAACACACUGCUGUACAACUUUCGCGGGAGACUUGGUGACAUUCGACACUGAUGGGGGCGUAAAGUUGUUGGUGAAUCGAAAAGCAUAUCAAAUAGGUGUCAAGAGAGGCUUAUUUUUCGAAAUAAAAUAUGGACCAGCAAUCAGAGACUCCAACGUACGCAAGGAUAUGAUAAAACUGGCACACAAUUAUUGCGUUCGCGGUAAAACAAAAAGCAUAAUUUUCAGUAGUGGCGCAACUAAUCCUUUUGAACUUCGUGGACCGUACGAUGUGGCCAAUCUGGCUUAUAUCUUUGGCUUGUCCGAGGAUCAAGGAAAGAAUGCUGUGAAUAAAGCGUGCAGACAGUUAUUUUUGAGAGCUCAGGGUCGUCGCAUUGGUAAAACAUUUAUGUUCGUGAGAUCGACCGGACCAGUGGUGUUUUCCGACUCAUCUGAUUCUGACGAUGCUGAUUCCGAGAAAGCAGCUGAUGAUGGUAGCGAUGAAAAUGAAGAAAUGGGAAACUUUGUGGACACGAAUUCGCCAGAACCACCAAGUAAAAAAAAAAAGAAACUUGUUUAGAAAUAAAUAAUAUAAAAAAAAACAUUAAAUGCGCUUAUUUUUCUAUUAAUAUAUAACCCAUUGGGUUCUAUACCAAUUUUUAUAAAAUAUAAAAGGGGCUAAAUUA
This is a messenger RNA of Bactrocera dorsalis (oriental fruit fly), 1232 nucleotides long. RefSeq names its product ribonuclease P protein subunit p30 (gene Rpp30). The record is from RefSeq and is a predicted model, not a curated record. The transcript has 6 exons. Gene Ontology annotation, cellular component: nucleolar ribonuclease P complex. Gene Ontology annotation, molecular function: RNA binding. NCBI's taxonomy places the organism in Eukaryota, Metazoa, Arthropoda, Insecta, Diptera, Tephritidae. Bases 227 to 1126 code for a protein of 299 amino acids. Gene Ontology annotation, biological process: tRNA processing.